This is a messenger RNA of Paramecium octaurelia, 2676 nucleotides long. NCBI's taxonomy places the organism in Eukaryota, Ciliophora, Oligohymenophorea, Peniculida, Parameciidae. The record is from the annotation of a GenBank genome assembly.
AUGACUCAAAGAAAGAAAGGUGACUUUAUUGAGGUUUUAUAAUGCAUUGAAGAUAUAGAUGUGAAAAUCUACAAUGUAAUAAUUGAAAUGCACUUAAAGGAAGGAGAUUCAGAUUUUCUAAAAUUUCUUUCAAAUUAUUAAUAUAAACUUAGUUAUGAAAAAUACAUGUUUUUAUGUGACAAUUUAUGGCAUUUUGAUAAGUAUUGGAAAUUAGAUGCCGUUAAAAGUAACAUUAAGAAAAUUACAAAUGUUCUCCAAAUAAUAAAGGAAAAUGAAUUUAAUGAAAAGAAUUACUCAAUAGAUGAGAAUUAAGAAAUUAAGGAAGAUCUGAUUAAAAAAAUCUCAUCAAAUAAGAACAUUAUAGAAUUUUUAACCUUUUUAGUUCAUCUGACUGCUUUAGACGAGAGUUUCAUAAAGUGUGGAUCAAAUUCUCUUCAUUUAUUAGUUUUAAUGAAAGUUGAUUUGAGGGAAUAAUCUUUUUAGAAUAUUAGAAUUAAAAAUACUUCCUUAAUAGGAGCAAACUUAGUAAGGAGUGAUUUAAGUGAAUCUGAAUUUGAAAAUGUCGUUAUUAGCGGAAUGAAUAUGAAUUAAGCUAAAUUAUUUAAUUGUAAAUGGAAAAAUUUAAGAAUAAAUGAAUUAAAUUAGUUAAAUAGUCAUAUAAGUUAUGUUAAUACAGUUUGCUUUUCUUUAGAUGGCAACUCAUUAGCCUCUUGCAGUGAUGAUUAAUCUCUAUGUAUGUGGAAUGUAAAAACAGGAAAAAUAAAUUCUAUAAUCAAAGGAAAAUGGGAUGUAAUGUCAGCAUGCUUCUCAUCCAAUAACAAUAUAUUAGUUUUCAGCAGCAGAGAAUUUAUGUAUUUAUUGAAUCUAAAAACAGGAAAAUAAAUAUCAAAAUUAUAUGGUCAUUCAGAGAGAGUUAAUUCAAUUUGUAUCUCUUCUGAUGGUACGACAUUAGCAUCUGGUAGCUAUGACAAGUCUAUCCGUUUAUGGGAUGUUAAGACACGGUAAUAAAAAGCCAAAUUAGAUGGUCAUGAAAAAAAAAUUCGAUCAGUCAAUUUCUCGCCUGAUGGUUCUACAUUAGCAUCUGGUAGUGAUGAUAACUCUAUCCGUUUAUGGGAUGUUAAGACAGGAUAAUAAAAAGUCAAAUUAGAUGGUCAUUCAGAUAAUAUUAAAUCAAUUUGUUACUCUCCUGAUGGUACUAUAUUAGCAUCUGGUAGUUCAGAUAAGACGAUUCGUUUAUGGGAUGUUAAGACAGGAUAAUAAAAAGCCAGAUUAGAUGGUCAUUCAUCAACUGUAUAGUCAGUCAAUUUCUCUCCUGAUGGUUCUACAUUAGCAUCUGGUCAUGAUGAAAACUCCAUCCUUUUAUGGGAUGUUGAGACAGGAUAAUAAAAAGUCAAAUUAGAUGGUCAUUCAGAUUCAGUUAGAUCAGUCAAUUUCUCACCUGAUGGCACUACAUUAGCAUCUGGUAGUUCAGAUUAGUCUAUCCGUUUAUGGGAUUUUAAUACAAGAUAAUAAAAAGCCAAAUUAGAUUGUCAUUCAUCAAUAAUAUGGUCAGUCAAUUUCUCUCCUGAUGGAAAUACAUUAGCAUCUGGUAGUUCAGAUAAGACGAUCCGUUUAUGGGAUGUUAAGACAGGAUAAUAAAAAGCCAAACUAGAUGGUCAUGAAAAUGAAAUUAUAUCAGUCAAUUUUUCUCCUGAUGGUUCUACAUUAGCAUCAGGUAGCGUAGAUAACUCAAUCCGUUUAUGGGAUGUUAAUACAAGAUAUUAAAAAGCCAAAUUAGAUUGUUAUUAAUCAAUAGUAUGGUCAGUCAAUUUCUCUCCUGAUGGAAACACAUUAGCGUCUGGUAGUUCAGAUAAGUCGAUCCUUUUAUGGGAUGUUAAGACAGGAGAAUAAAAAGCCAAACUAGAUGGUCAUUCAUCAACUGUAUAGUCAGUCAAUUUCUCUCCUGAUGGUGCUACAUUAGCAUCUGGUAGUUCAGAUAACUCUAUCCUUUUAUGGGAUGUUAAGACAGGAUAAUAAAAAGCCAAAUUAGAUGGUCAUUCCUUAGGUGUAGAGUCAGUCAAUUUCUCUCCUGAUGGUGCUACAUUGGCAUCUGGUAGUUCAGAUAACUCUAUUCGUUUAUGGGACGUUAAGACAGGAUAAUAAAAAGCCAAAUUAGAUGGUCAUUCACGUAAUGUUAUAUCAGUCUUUUUCUCUCCUGAUGGUAUUAUAUUAGCAUCUGGUAGUUCAGAUAACUCUAUCCGUUUAUGGGAUGUUAAGACAGGACAACAAAAGGCCAAAUUAAAUGGUCAUUCAUCAACUGUAUGGUCAGUCAAUUUCUCUCCUGAUGGUGCUACAUUAGCAUCUGGUAGUUGGGAUAAUUCUAUCCGUUUAUGGGAUGUUAAGACAGUAUAAUAAAACCUAUCUUCAGAUCAUUGUUACAAAGAUAUGUUAUCGUUAUUGAAACCUUCGAAAAAUUAAAAUACAGUUCAUUCAGAAAGUAGUAUUUUUUUUUUCUCUAUUCUAGCAACCUCUAAUAUUACAAUUUUAGUAAUUUCUAAAAAUCCUAUUUUGGAAGCAUAAGGAGCUUUAAUCUUGAAAGGAGAAUUUUUCAAUUAUUAGGGCAAGGAUCUAAAAUCGUUAUUCAAAUCUAAAGGUAGUUUGAUAUUAGAAAACUAAAAAGAAUUGAUAUAAAAUUGA